AGGUAGAUGUGCAAUACACUACCCCCUGUUAUCUGUAUUUCUUUUAACUUCGUCUCCUCAUUGUUUCCCUCCCUCUCUCUCUCUCUCUGCCUAUCUUAGAGGAAAAGUAUAUCUGGAUUUGUGGGUUUCUGAAGUUUGGUUGGGUGAGGAUGGGGAGGCAACCAUGCUGUGACAAAAUUGGGUUGAAGAAAGGUCCUUGGACAGCUGAGGAGGACAAGAAGCUCAUUAACUUCAUUCUCACCAAUGGCCAAUGUUGUUGGAGAGCUGUUCCUAAGCUUGCAGGAUUGUUAAGGUGUGGCAAAAGUUGCAGACUGAGAUGGACAAACUAUCUUAGGCCAGAUUUGAAGAGAGGUCUUUUAUCGGAAUAUGAAGAGCAAAUGGUCAUUGAGCUCCAUGCUCAACUUGGCAACAGAUGGUCUAAGAUUGCUUCUCAUCUCCCUGGAAGAACUGAUAAUGAGAUCAAGAAUCACUGGAACACCCACAUCAAGAAAAAACUAAAAAAGAUGGGUAUUGAUCCAAUCACCCACAAACCAAUCUCUACAGCAAGUAAUCAACCCCAGCAAGAACAAGAGCAAAAAGAGAAACAAACUUCUCUAACUGAUAGUGAUACUAAACCUGACUUUGAUCAAAACAAGGAACCGGAGACAUCAUUGGAGUCAUCCUCCAUUACUGAAGCCAGAGAGGAAGGCAAAAGCAUGACAAGCACAUGUGACCCAAUGGAGCUCUUGGAUAGCUUCUGCACUGAUGAAGUUCCAUUAAUUGAACCCCAUGAGAUUCUUGUCCCAUGUGCAGAUUCUUCAUCAAGUUCUUCCUCCUCCUUAUCCUCAUCUUCUUCAAUAAGCCCAUGUGACCCAAUGGAGCUCAUGAAUAAUAGCUUCUGCACUGAUGAAGUUCCAUUAAUGGAACCCCAUGAGAUACUAGUCCCAUGUGCAGAUUCUUCAUUAAGUUCUUCCUCCUCAUCAUCCUCCUCUUCUUCUUCAAAUUCCUCCAACUUCUUGCAAGACUUGCAGUUCCCGGAUUUUGAGUGGCCUUGUGACUCUAACAUAAGCAACAGCAUGGGAUUGUGGGAUGAUGACCUCAGUCGUUGGGAUUUAUUGAUUAAUGAUAAUGGUGACAAAAAGCAGAUUGUUGAUCCUUCUCUUCACUGCCCGAUAAUGGUUUUGGAUCAAGAAUCUUGGGCAUACACAUAUAUAUAGCCUAUUGUGAGUACUGGAGAAUCUUCUUGUGCGCCUUAUCUGUAACUUGAUUGUUAGCAAUGAAUUAUCAAGAUCCGGGAAAACCCCAUCUCUGAACUAGCAAUUUACUUUCAUAACUUCGAAGUGAAUUACGUAAAAUAAACAUUUAUGUAUAUAUAUGAGAAUGGAAGUAUUUUGGAUUGUUCUUUCAA
Molecule: messenger RNA, 1387 nt
Organism: Carya illinoinensis
Lineage: Eukaryota; Viridiplantae; Streptophyta; Magnoliopsida; Fagales; Juglandaceae
Product: transcription factor MYB20-like
Exons: 3
Coding region: 150-1196 (348 amino acids)
Source: RefSeq, a predicted model, not a curated record